AUGAGCGCCAGCGGCAUGAGCGGUGUGCCGGUCGAGGACUCUCUUCCUGACGACACGACAGGACAUUUUCUCACAGACUUCACGAUGGACGCGGGAGCAAACAUAACGGAAGUGGAUAUGGGCACACAGGAGGAUAUCAUGUACAGUACGGGCUGGGGUGGACCAACAAUAGACCAGAUUUGGCAGGACAUUCAACUCUUCGCCGAGUUCGCCUCGGGACCCUCUCCAUCAGGGGAAGAAGCGGCGAGCAUCCUGGCUGAACGUAUCCUGGUCGGUCAGACCACCGUCAGACCGAAAGACGUUCUGCAGUUAAUGCCACCGUGGCGCAUGGGAGAUCGCCUCUGGCUUGUCCAAGUUCCGGAUGGCUCAACACGCGUCACCCGGCUUCCCAAAGACUGUCCCGAAGCGGGUGACUGGACCAUUCCCCUCGGCGAUGGCACACUGUUCGAGUUCCGCACUCACCACAUUCCACCUCCGCCGGUCACAACGACGUCCACGGCUCCAUCCCCCACGGACGCAUCUGACGCCUCUUCCCCGACCGAAGCCUCGUCCCCUGAGGGUGUUGGCGCUCCGAGUACGCCCCCGCCUUCGUUGGGCGACAGCGCCGAGGACAGCGCCACAGCGCCCACGCCUUUGCCAGGCGGCCCGGAUAUGCCAGCAGACGCCAUCAACCCUAGCGCUCCGGUCGAGGCGAGCAACGACGUCGAUAUGGUCGACAUGGACGGAUCGCCCUCGGCGUCUGAAUCCACACCUUCGCCCGUCGGGAACGCGCGAGUUCGCCGACCCAACAAGAAGAACUCCAAGAGCACGCGCUCAGCGCCGUACUCGAAGGAGAAGCCUCAGGUCGUCGCUUCCAGCGAUGAUCUGAGCGCUCACAACAUUCAAUCAACCAACGCCACCCCCACGGGAAGUGCCCACGUGGGCGACGCGGGCGGAGAAACGUCGUCGCGCGUCAGAGCACCGCCGCCAACGAAGGGCAGGAUGGGCGCGACACUGCCCGAUCCCACGAACGCCAUGUACUCCACGCUCGACCAGAUCAUCGAUUCCGCCACGGGGACAUCGGGCCGUAAAGUGAAGUUUAUCGCCGCGUGCUGGGAGGACAAGGUACUGCGCGCAUUCUUGACCAAGACGGAGGUGGAGGCGCUCCGUGCAAUGACUGGCGGGAAAAGUAAGGACGGUGGCAGGUGGCGAUGCAUCUUCCCUGGACGCGAUGGGCCAUGCGUGAAGACUUACAAGUACCCGAACACGCGCGACCGGCACGUCAACGAAGACCAUCUCCAUGAUGAACUCGGUCUUCCCCUUCCCAACAUCACGGGCGGCGCCAUCUGCCCCCACUGCAACGGCUAUAUGUAUCGCGGGGACAAGGACUUCACGGAGAAGCGUCACAUUAACGAUUGCAAAGCGCGGACGGAGGCAAAGAAGAAGCAGGACGAGGCAGCAAAGCGGCUGGCCGAUUCGGUUUCGAGCGAGUAG
Messenger RNA from Peniophora sp. CBMAI 1063, 1473 nucleotides. NCBI's taxonomy places the organism in Eukaryota, Fungi, Basidiomycota, Agaricomycetes, Russulales, Peniophoraceae. The record is from the annotation of a GenBank genome assembly.